AUUGAAGCUAGGCAGGUGACUGGCCUCGGUCGUUGAGAUUUGAGAGACAACGACAAGAUGGAGAUGUCCGUUAAACCCGUUCGGUGAUACGGCAUAAUCGUAGCGUCACUUACCAUGGAUCAAAACUUGGAUGUUGUCCUUCGCGACUUCGAUGGAAACGUUUUGUCGAGUUCGUUAUUUGAUCAGCCACUGAGCCCUCGUUGUCCUCAUGUGUCUUAGCCUUCUGGCAGUAUGGCAUCAUGGACUGGGAGUUGCUCUACAGCUGCCUGAGGAUGGUUCUCUCCUCAAACGAAGAUUGGGUGGUUUUUCGUUAUGAUGAGACCGUGCCCGAGCGACAUGGGGCUCCUUGUCCUCCAAGUGCAGAAGUCCCCGAGCUGGGGACAUACAUACUCCUUCACCCAGACGCUACCCCAAUCACUAUCGGUUGGAACACCCUCUCAGCCCGUGUCCGCCACCCAACCAUCUCCAAUACCCCUUCAGAGACAGAGCACUACCAAACGCGAGUCCGCGCCCGUGACCCUUGUUGCCUCAUCUCGGGUCUUCCAGUGAUCAGAGGCAAUUAUAGUCGAUUCAAAGCAGCGCACAUUUUUCCACGUGCACAUGACAUCCAGUGGACUCAUAGAGGCUACCCAAGUCGUAUCACAGAUCCUGCCCCUCUUGCAGAGGUUGGGGGACCAACAAAAAUUGACUCGAUUCAGAACGUGCUGUUACUGCGUAGCGAUUUGCAUGAUGCAUGGGACAACUACGAAUUUGGUGUUAAUCCUGAUCGUGGCCAUGUUGUCAUCCCCUUCGUUCCUGGCUAUGACGAUAUUGCAGGCAAGGCCCUCAAACUAGACCACAUUGGGAACCGGGAUAUGUACCCCUCGAUGACCUCUUGCAAUAUGAAAGGUGCUGGUGAGCCCACUUGGGACCAUGAGGACGCGCUUGGGGAUGGUAUAAUGAAUCUGUCGAGGUGGGACAUUUGGGGCGGUACUGCAGGUCGAGAGCACUUGGAGUACGAGCUAGCUCACAGGUUGCAUAGUGUUCUUGUUGGUCAGCGGAAUGCAAGUUUUCUUUAAUCUCGUUC
Molecule: messenger RNA, 1066 nt
Organism: Cantharellus anzutake
Lineage: Eukaryota; Fungi; Basidiomycota; Agaricomycetes; Cantharellales; Hydnaceae
Exons: 6
Coding region: 240-1058 (272 amino acids)
Source: RefSeq, a predicted model, not a curated record